GCUACUUCCCCAAAAGAAAGCAGCAGCAGUAGGGAAGCCUUUGCAGGACAUGGCUUUUCUCUGCUCUCUCUUUCUCUCUCUACGGUGGUAUGGCCUCUAUUAUUCCAUGUUUAAUCUCUAUUCAAUCCUCAUAAUUUCAUAGUUUCGUCAUCUGGGUCUUUAAUAUUUUUUCUCAAAUUCUGUGUACCCACUCAUGAGUUUUCAAAAAGCUAAUUGAUUUGCUCGUACUGUAUUUAUUCACUGUUGAUCUUUUGAGUGGUCGAGCUAAUCUCCUGCUCUGUUUUCCGCUGCUGUUUUCGCUUUGGCAUCUUCACUGUUUUGUUGUCGGGUUGAUGAUUCAACCCUUUUAGCAGCUUGAGUGAGAAGUGAGAAGAUGGGUAGGGAGCUUGAUUAUGUGUUUAUGAUGUGAGUUAUUAUUAGGAGGUUAAUGAGUUUUUUUUUUUUUACCAUGGAAAGAGAUCGGAAAAGAGGAAAAAGAACAGGAGGAGGAUAUAUGUGUUUGUUUACUUGUGGGAUAAAGUAAGUGGUGGUGAUUCUUGCUUGUGAGUUGUGAUAGUCAAUGACAGAGAACCUGAGUAGACAAAGAAGCUUUCGUUCUUUUCUUCUCCCUUUUCGCACCUCUCGUGUGCUGGCAACCGUAAUGUGUCUCCAUUUCUGUUUGUCUACGUAGAGAAGCAGAGGGGAUUUUUCUGUGUCCUUUUUUCUUUUAUUUUAAUAUCGUGUUGUGUCGUUUGUUGGAUUGUCCUCCAAGUGUUUGUGAAAAUGCCUAUGUUUCAGCCCUCAAAGAGGGAUAGGGUUGUUGGGUAUGAAGCCGGUGGUGAUGGGCAAGUCCUAGAUCUGGACACAGCCGUGAAAGAUGGAGUUUUGGGUGCCGUGGGCAGUGGCGUUGUUGGCGCCGGCUUUGGUGAGAAAUUGGAUCUGAAGAAGAUGAUUGAGGAACUUGAUAUACCAGAUAUCCCUUCCGUCUUCAUCUGUCCAAUCUCGCUUGAGCCAAUGCAGGACCCUGUUACCCUUUGCACCGGCCAAACCUACGAGCGGUCCAACAUUCUUAAAUGGUUCAAUUUGGGGCACUACACUUGCCCCACGACUAUGCAAGAGCUUUGGGAUGAUUCCAUUACCCCUAAUAGGACUCUUUACCAUUUGAUUUACACUUGGUUUUCUCAGAAAUACUUGCUCAUGAAGAAGAGGUCAGAAGAUGUUCAGGGAAGGGCUAGUGAGCUUCUUGAAACAUUGAAGAAAGUUAAGGGUCAGGCUAGAGUUCAAGCCUUGAAGGAGCUGCAACAAGUUGUGGUGGGACAUGGCACUGCUAGGAAGGCUGUAAUUGAUGAAGGUGGUCUUGCUGUAAUCUCGUCAUUGUUAGGUCCAUUUACCUCUCAUGCAGUCGGUUCGGAGGCAAUUGGGAUUCUUGUAAAUUUGGACCUUGAUUCAGAAUCUAAAACCAAUUUGAUGCAGCCAGCCAAGAUUUCGUUAAUGGUGGAUAUGCUGAAUGAAGGUUCUGUCGAGACGAAGAUUAAUUGUACAUUAUUGAUUGAGACGUUGAUGGAGGAGAAGGAUUUUCGACCUGAAAUUGUCUCUAGUCAUAGUUUGUUAGUUGGAUUGAUGAGGCUGGUGAAGGAUAAGAGGCAUACUAGUGGGAUCUUGCCUGGACUUAACCUGCUUAGAGCAAUAUGUCUGCAUAAACAAGUUAGGACCUUGAUUGUUAGCAUUGGGGCUGUUGGUCAAUUAGUUGAAUUGUUACCCUCUUUAGAUCCUGAUUGUUUGGAAUUGGCUCUGUUCAUCCUGGAUACUCUGUCUGAUCUACAAGAGGGGAAAAUGGCACUGAAGGAUUGUGGGAACUCAAUACCGAAUAUGGUCAGGCUACUGAUGAGAGUUUCAGAGAAUUGUACUCAAUAUGCAUUGUCAAUUUUGUGGUCUGUAUGUAGACUUGCUCCUGAGGAAUGCUCAUCUAUUGCAGUGGAAGCGGGUCUAGCAGCGAAGCUACUUCUUGUGAUCCAAAGUGGUUGCAAUCCAGUGGUGAAGCAACGAGCAGCAGAGCUACUGAAACUUUGUAGUCUAAAUUAUACAGAUACAAUUUUCAUUUCUAAAUGUAAGCUCACAAGGACAAUUCAAUGAGGGGGAAAUUUUAUAUGGGUGUAAUUCAAGUUCCCUCUGAUAUGUGUGGGAAGGGAAGCAAGGCCUCCUGGAUUCAAGAUGGUGAAUUCUCCUACACCUAAAGACCAUAUGAAGUGGGAGUUUGAGGUAUGAUUUGCUCCUCCUGUACAUAUUCAAGCAGUUCAACUCCAGCAAUUGAUUCAAAAUACUCUUAAGGAAAAGCAUAUAAUAUGGGUAUUAGCAAGGCUUGAAUGCUCCAGUAGGAUUCUACGUCCUCUGCCCAAUGGCCAAUGCCUCUUCUCCAAUAAACCCCGUGCAGGAAGUUUUUGUAAAACGUGUUGUAUAUUGAGUUUAUAUGGGGAUUGUAGUUAUUGGAUAAGAAUACUUGUACGGGGAGAGAAAAACUAGUAAAAGCACCUUGGAGCUUGCAAUGGAAAAUUGGUGAGAUUGUAAUAGUGAAGGAAAUUGUUUUCCUCCUCCAUGGUCCUUUCUACCACCAAAUUUGUUCCUUUGGAUCUCGAAGACCAUCAUUUUUCCUUUUUUAAGUUUAGUGGGAGUUUUGAUGGUGACCCCACAUUUAUAGAGACUGUAGUGCUCGACCUUUUACCUUUUACCAAUUCAAUGUGUACAACGAAAUCAACCCAUUUUCGUUUCUUUCGUC
This is a messenger RNA of Carica papaya (papaya), 2752 nucleotides long. RefSeq names its product U-box domain-containing protein 30-like. Gene Ontology annotation, molecular function: ubiquitin protein ligase activity. Gene Ontology annotation, biological process: protein ubiquitination. NCBI's taxonomy places the organism in Eukaryota, Viridiplantae, Streptophyta, Magnoliopsida, Brassicales, Caricaceae. The record is from RefSeq and is a predicted model, not a curated record.